AUGUUGAGAUUAUUAGGACGACCCAUUCUCCGCACGCCCAUCUCACGUCAACUAGUUUUCAGAAAAAUGGCCACAGCGAAUACCCCAGAUUUCAACAAGGUUCUCUACACUCCUUUGGCGGAGAUCGACCCAGAGGUCAAGAAUAUCAUCGAUAAGGAGACAUGGAGACAGUUCACUGGCCUCGAGCUUAUUGCCUCCGAAAACUUGACCAGCAGGGCUACCAUGGAGGCCAAUGGCUCAAUUCUGACCAACAAGUAUUCCGAAGGUCUCCCGAACGCCAGGUACUACGGUGGCAACGAGUAUAUCGAUGAACUUGAAGUUCUUUGCCGCAAACGUGCCCUCCAAGCUUUUAACCUUGACCCUCUUAAAUGGGGCGUCAACGUUCAGCCAUAUUCUGGUAGUACCGCCAACUUUGCGGCUCUCACCGCACUUAUCCAGCCCAAUGACCGUCUCAUGGGUCUGGGCCUUCCCGACGGUGGACAUCUUACCCACGGAUACUACACUGCAAAGAAGAAGAUGACUGCGUCGUCAAUUUACUUCCAGUCUUUCCCUUAUGCCAUCACUCCCGAAACCAAUUUGAUUGACUAUGCUGGGCUCGCCUCACAAGCCAAGAUCUUCAAGCCCCGCUUGAUUAUUUGUGGUGCCUCGGCUUACCCUCGUGACUGGGAUUACAAGAACCUCAAGGAUACCGCUACAAGGGAAGGUGCCUGGCUCAUGGCAGAUAUUGCACACACCAGUGGUCUUGUUGCUGCCCAGGAGUUGAAUAAUCCGUUCGAAUACUGUGAUGUCGUUACCACGACAACCCACAAGACUCUCCGUGGUCCUCGUGCUGGUCUCAUCUUCUUCAGGAAGGAUCUCGAGUAUGCGAAAGACCUCGAGAAGCGCGUCAAUGACGCCGUCUUCCCUGCUUGCCAGGGUGGACCCCACAACAACACCAUCGCUGCUAUCGCCACAGCCCUGCUCCAGGUCGCCCAACCCGAAUUCCGUGCUUAUGCCAAACAGGUCAUCUCAAACGCCCAGACCCUCGCGUCAUCGCUCAUCGAGCAUGGCUACAGGUUGCAAACUGGUGGCACCGACAACCAUCUCGUCCUGUGGGACUUGCGGCCCAUUGGUUUGACGGGCAGCAAAGUUGAAAAGGUCUGCGAUCUCAUGGGCAUCACCAUCAACAAGAAUGCUGUUUCUGGUGACGCCUCUGCCCAAGUGCCAGGCGGCAUCCGUCUUGGCACCUCUGCCCUCACUUCUCGUGAUAUGAAGGAGGCUGAUAUCAAGAAGGUCGCUGAAUUCCUCCACCGCGCCGUUCAACUCUCCCUGCUCCUCCAAAAAGAGGCCGGAUCGAAGCUCCUCAAAGACUUCGUCCGCGUAGCCACUACUCAGGAGGCGGGCAAAGAGGGCUACGCAAAGGUGAAGGAGCUGCGCGACGAGGUCCAAUCUUUCGCCAGCGCAUUCCCACUCCCUGGUGUGGAUGUCUCCGCGCUGAAAAAGCCUGAGGGUCUCCAUGAGUAUUAAUAGGCUCGUCAGAGUUGUGGGUGGGAUUGUACGACGGGGGUGACUUGAUUGGGAUUAAAGAAGAUUCAACGAUCACUUAAUGGAUUUCGCAUACGACUAGGGACAUUCAACCGUCCUCGUCACAUUUCAUGUAUUUCUACGUUGCACUUGGCAUUUAACAAGCAUUUAUUUAGUAUCCGCUGUGUUUGUUUAUAAUGGAU
Laccaria bicolor S238N-H82 is the source of this 1706-nucleotide messenger RNA. RefSeq lists its product as uncharacterized. Gene Ontology annotation, cellular component: cytoplasm. The record is from RefSeq and is a predicted model, not a curated record. Gene Ontology annotation, biological process: L-serine catabolic process; folic acid metabolic process; tetrahydrofolate interconversion. Gene Ontology annotation, molecular function: glycine hydroxymethyltransferase activity; pyridoxal phosphate binding; serine binding. NCBI's taxonomy places the organism in Eukaryota, Fungi, Basidiomycota, Agaricomycetes, Agaricales, Hydnangiaceae. The transcript is spliced from 9 exons. Bases 1 to 1506 code for a protein of 501 amino acids.